AUGAACCCCGCAAGAGCCAAGUUAUCGCACCGUAUCAUCGUCAAGGAAUAUUCCAACGAUGAUGAGAUCAUAAUCAAUACACAAUCGUCCACCCACUGGGAUGGCCCUCGUCACUAUCCCUACCGAGAAGGAAGGCGAUUCUACAACGGCUGUACACAGAGCGAUGUUGCCGGUCCUCAUAAGAACAAUCGUCUUGGAAUACAAAAUCUAGCCGAAUGUCCCCUCGCAUCCAGGGGCGUGCUCUUGGACUGGGCAGACUACGCAGCAUCCAAAAACAAGACGUAUGAUGCCUUCGACUCGUUUGAAAUUCCGUACACGGAGCUGCAAGAGAUUGCCGACAUGCGGGGCAUCAAAUUCCAGCAAGGAGACAUUCUAUUUGUGCGGAGCGGCUACGGGCUACAGUAUAACGCGUUGGACGAGCCAGCCAAGGACAUGCUGGGUCUUCGAGAAGGCAGUGACCGCAAAUACAUGGGAGUCGCAGGCAGCGUUGAGUCGGCUCGAUGGCACUGGCAAGCAGGGUUCGCUGCUGUGGCGGGUGAUUCAAAUACGUACGAAUCGUGGCCAGCGGUGAUAGAAGGGGAUAGGAUUCGGCUGCAUGAAGUAUUUCUUAACGGCUGGGGGAUGCCAAUUGGCGAGCAGUUUGAUCUAGAGAAGCUGUCCAGGAGAUGCAACAAGCUUGGGCGUUGGACAUUCUUUGUCACCAGCCAACCGCCUGAAUCUGCCCGACGGAAUUGCUAA
Clonostachys solani is the source of this 738-nucleotide messenger RNA. The record is from the annotation of a GenBank genome assembly. Lineage: Eukaryota; Fungi; Ascomycota; Sordariomycetes; Hypocreales; Bionectriaceae.